Molecule: messenger RNA, 4948 nt
Organism: Drosophila virilis
Lineage: Eukaryota; Metazoa; Arthropoda; Insecta; Diptera; Drosophilidae
Gene: msl-1
Product: male-specific lethal 1
Cellular component (GO): MSL complex
Molecular function (GO): chromatin binding
Source: RefSeq, a predicted model, not a curated record
GCAACCCUGCCAUUGUGUAGCCUGGCAACACCAACAACGCCAUACUUCUAAAAUGCUUUUUUCGGGCGAGUUUACAUUAUCCGCAUAAAACUUAAAAACAGCAAAAGCAAGUAAAAGAAGUAUUUAUAAAGUUUUAACAUAGCAAAUAAACUAAAAGUUACUGCCACAUGCCAUAACGUCAAUGUAAUUAAUACGCUAAAUUGUUGCGAAAACGCAUUUUUCUGGGAAAAAGCGAUAGCAGAAAAAUUAAGAGUGUGGUGAAUAAAACGGUUUUACGCAUUUUACUGUGUUAGUCCAUCAGCUGCGGCUGUCAAAAUUUGGCGUGCCGUGGUGAAUAGGCGCAAGCCGAAAACAAAACACGACCAAACACUAUGAACAACUUUCUGUAAACAAUAAUAAUAAUAGAGCGUGUGUGUCGUGUGUGACUGUGAAAUGGAUAAGCGUUUCAAACGGCCAAUGAACCAACAGAGAGGUGGUUAUGUGGAUCAACAAAACUACGGCCAACAUGCACCAAGAUCCGCCUAUCAGCAGCCCUACAAUAACUACACACACCCCAAUCAUGGCUACAACAGCUACAACAAUAAUGGCAAUAACUAUUACAAGCCCCCGCCACCGCCGCAGCAGCCCACAAAUGUCAGAGGUGGUGGCGGGUGCGGUGGCGGUUGGUUGGACCCAGCACCGUUGCCGCCGGAUUGUGGAAACGCCAAUAACGGCUCGGAUGUGGUCACAUUGAUAGUGGAGAACAAUAAUUUGAAGCGGAUGAUUGUGCUCCAUCUGAAUGUUAUGCAGGAUCAGACCGAAAGCAUAUUGGACAAAGAGAAAGAACUGGAGGAUAAAAAUGGACGCAUCAAAACGUUGCUCGCCCAGAACCAGGAGCAGAUGCAGCAGAUAGCCAAACUUAGCCUAACCAUUGAGGAUCUGCGCAAAGAAUUCCGUAGACAUAUGAAGCGGUCGGCUAACGAUACUGAUGGACAGCCCAAACUGAAAUCACAAUGUUGUGCGGAUAAACAAACGCAGACACCGGACUUUGUCCCAAAGGAGACGGUGCUGCAUGGCUAUAAACAUGGGACACAUUUAAAGCAGACACAAAACGUGUUAGUUACGUCUGUAACAGAUUUGCCGCCUACGACACCUGCUUUUGAGAAUAGUAAGGUGCGCGGCGAGUUCAAUGGCGGCAAAAAGGUGAGAACGUUUUUCUUGCACCGUGUGCAUCAAGAGGAGGAGCAGGAGCAACAGCAGGAACAUGAGGAGGAGGAGGUGCAACAACAGGAAGACGAAAGAGAGAAACAGCAGCAGGAGCAGGAGCAAUUGCAAUUGCAGCUAGACGAAGAUGAGUUGCACACACACAUGGACAUUGGCGAGGAGGAAGAGCUGGAGGUGGAAGUGGACGAGGAAGAGGAGCAUAUCUAUCACGAUGCGCUCGAUACGCAUGAAAUGGAAAUAGUGACUGAAACAAUUAUUGGCGCCGAGGAGGAGCUAGGCGCCGAGGAGACUGCCGAAGAUAAUGAUAACAUUAAUAAUGGACACAUCUACGAAGAGGAAGUCGAGAUGGAGCACGAAAUUGUUAACAAUUGCGAUGCGGAUAAUCUCUGGCAGCAGGAAGCAGAUGCGGAGGAGGAACAGCGACUGUGGCAUGCAGAGUUGGACAGCCAGAUGGAGCUGGAAGAGCAGCAGCAAAAACUCAUUGCAACGCCUCCUACACAACAUACAACACAAUUCACAGAUGACGAUAUUGAUAAUUCGUUAUUCCAAGUGCAAAAAUGUGAUGAACCGAUCCACACAAAGCUGCAAAAUGCACUAAGGGAACCCAACACAAAACAGGCGUCAAUCAAAUCAAAUGUGGACGAAUUAGCAACAAAGCCACGCAAAUUAAGGUUGCCAGCGACGCCGACUAAAGCUGUAGCCAAUCAUCAAGCAACCAAGUCGCAACUGGAAGCCACAAAGAAGGAGCGAAUGUUGGGUAAAUCAGUGAAGCAGCCGCCAACGGGGACACAGAAUGCAGCAACAGCAAAUGAUAAAGCGAUAUUGGCCAAGCCAACGCUGCAGCAACGGGAGCAGGAAAGGCAACAAGAGAAGGAGCAGGAAGCGCAGAGAGAGCGGGAGCGAGAUCAGGAAGAGCAGAGGAAGCGAGAGCAGGAGCGGGAGCAGGAAGAGCAGAGGGAACGAGAGCGUGAGCUGCAAGAGCAGCGAGAGCGUGAGCUGGAACAGCAGCGGGAGCAUGAGCUGGAAGAGCAGCAAGAGCGUGAGCUGGAACAGCAGAAAGAGCGUGAGCUGGAACAGCAGAAAGAGCGUGAACUGGAAGAGCAACAAGAGCGUGAGCUGGAAGAGCAGCAAGAGCGUGAGCUGGAAAAGCAGCGGGAGGAUGAGCUGGAACAGCAGCUGGAGCGGGAGCGUGAACAGAAGCUGGAACGGGAGCAGCAAAAGGAGCAGGAAGAGCUGGCCAAACGCGAGCAACAGCUGGAGCGGGAGCAGCUAAAGGAGUGCGAGGAGCAGCUGGAGCGGGACCAGCAGUUGGAGAGCAAGCAACAGCUGGAAAGCGAACAGCAGGUGGAACGGGAACAGCAGGUGGAACGCGAGAAACACCGGAAGCGGAAUCAGCUAAAGAAGCGCAAAAAGCAGUUAAAGCAGGAUCAGAAGCUGGAGCGUGAUCCGCAGCAGGUAGAGCGGCAACGGUCGAAGAAGCGUGAUCAGAAAAAGGAUCAGCUGAAAAAGCGCACUCAUCAAAAGGAGCGUAAAAAACACGGCGAUCGUAAACAAAACGUCGAGCGUGCACGUCAUAAGGGGACACAAAAACAGCUGGAACAGCAGCCGGAGCGGGAGCAGGAAAAGCAAACGGAACGGGAGCGUAAACAACGCGAAAAGCAGGAGCAAAAACAGACAGUAGCGCAAACAGAGGAGCCCAACAUCGAAGAGGAGACGAUGCGCAAACUACACGAACAUUUGCAAAAGCAGCAACAGCGACUGCAAAACCAGCAGCAACAAUUGCCGCUGGUGCGGCUCAAAAAGUCGCCCAUGCAGACGGGCAGCAAUACCAACCUCAUAUAUCCACCCAUAGCGCAGACGAGCGCCACAAUAACACCCGCGCCCUCACCAACAAAUGCGGCAUCGCCCAAGCUGAAGCUGGUGAACAACAACAACAACAACAACAGCAGCAACAACAACAAUAGCAGCAGCAGCAACAACAACAACAACAAUAGUAUAACAUUAACAAGAGUAACAUCGGUAACAACCGUAACAAUGAUCCAAACGCCGCUGACACCGCAGUCCAUCAGCAGCGUCGGCAGCAGCAGCAAUAGCAGCAGCAGCAACAACAACAGCAGCAGCAACACCAACAACAACAACACGAACACUAGCGACAACAACAAGCGCUUGGGCAGCACGAGAAACAACUCGAAAUUCCGCACAUCGCUGCAGCCAUAUACGACACGCUCCUGGGAGGAUCAAGAGUUUCAUUGUGACAAUGAAUUCUUUCUGGAGGAGGCCGAUGAGCUGCUCGCCGACAAUCCCAGUCUGGAGAUACCCAAAUGGAAGGUGGUGCAUAUAACACGCUCUGCGGAUUCCAAAGGCACAGAGCCGCUCAGCGAUGCGGACUUUGUGCGUCGCCACGAGAAGUAUGUCCGGGAUGAGAUUGAGCGCAAGAAGCGCGAUGCACGCUACUUACGGGAACAGAUGCGCAGCGAGGCGUUACGUUUGCGUCACAAUCAGGAUGAGGUGUUGAUACCGCUCGAUCCACUGCCAACGUCUACCUUCUAUCCGCUGCCCGAGGAUAUUGAGGGCAUACAGUUCGUUACCGAAGUGCCUGUCCAGGCGUUUGGUGAGAAUAUGAUUAACCUGAAACCGGAAUCCGAACACUUCUCGCUGCCCUGGCUGGAUGCGGUACAUGCGCCGACAGCGGAUGCCCGAGCCAAGGCGCAGGCUGCGCCCGUGGCGACGUUGGCCAGCAAAAAGCUGCCCACAACCGCCGCCGAGGCGCGACAUCAGGAGAUGAAUUCAUCGUAUGUGUUCCUCAAGCGACGCAAACGUCAGCGGAGACGUUAGGCUCGCAGCAGCAGCAGAUGCCGCAUGCCGCAUGCCACAUGCCACAUGCCUGCUAAAGCCCACACAUUGACGUUGCAUGAUGCUGAUAUAUAUUUAUAUAUACAUAUAUAUAUAUCUAUAUCUAAUUUUUUUUUAAACCCCCUUUUUUUUUAUUAAACCUAAUUUGUAACAAUAAAUAAUAACAGUCGUUAGUUUCUAGAGACUUUAAAGUGUAGAACAAGCUCGGAACGUUCAGUCUGAGCUUGUUUCAAAGGACGUAAACAAAACUUAUGUUAAAUAUUUAUAUAUACAGUCAAAAAAACAACAACAACAACAAACAAAACAUCUCAGCUUAAUUCUGAAUUGAUAAGAGCAAAAAAAAACCGCAGAAAAGUUUGGUUUGGCUUUAACAAAAUGAAAAUUGUAGACUUCAAAAGCUUUCUUUGCUGCAAAUCCUAUGUAUAUGAUUUAUUUAAGAAAACCAUUUUUUUUUCUUCUAUUUUUACUGUGCAAAACCGAGUGUAUUUAUAAUUUGUUAUAAAGAUCCGUGGUUCUUCGACAAAUGCAGGCUGGUUAGGGUGUGCGUGUGUGUGUGUGUAGUUUGAGAAAUUCGUUACUCAGGUAUAUAUUUGUGUGUGAAGCUUGUAGUGUGUGUGUACUGGAUAAAUUUCAUAGAUUUUAUUAUGUGUGUGUUGUUUGAACACAAAUCGAAGUCUGAUCGUCAUUUGACUGGGAUAAAACAUUUGGUCUGCAUUUUGUGAAAGCCAUGGUUCUACGUAUGCAAACAAAUACAUAUUAUACAUAUUUUUGUUUAAUUAUAAUUUGGAAAAAAAAACAACAACAACAAUACAGACUCUUGUUUCAUUUUGAGAGAAGAGAACCCACAAAAACUUGAUUUACAAGCAAUAAAAUGAGAAAGAAAAAAACUCAA